Moneuplotes crassus is the source of this 2048-nucleotide messenger RNA. The record is from the annotation of a GenBank genome assembly. NCBI's taxonomy places the organism in Eukaryota, Ciliophora, Spirotrichea, Euplotida, Euplotidae.
AUUUUCAAAAGGGAACGCAAAUGGAGAAGGAGCAGAAGGCUCAGAAAUUAUUUGAUAAGAAAGAGUACAAGCGAAGCUUGAAUGUGUAUGAAAAAGCCAUCACAAACAGGUUUAAAGACUACCCACAAGACCUGGUUCAGUAUAAGGAAGAAGCUCCUAGACCCAAGACAGCCAAGCAGAGUAAAUAAGGACCUUGAAUCAAAACCUAUGGUUAUUAAUAUACAAGCAAAGAAUGGAGAUGAGGGAAAAGAGGAUUCAGAAGCGCAGUUUAAAUCCUUUGGUGAUGAUGAGCAUAAGUCAGCAGGGCCUAUAAAGGAAGAAGACAAGAAAUUGCUUGAAGAUACUGUGAUAGACUUUAAUAAAGUUGGCAUGCAAUUCCUGAGUAGUGGCAAAAUUGAAGAAGCAAAGCUGAUUUUGAGAAAAUUGGUCCGUAUUUGAAAGAAUUAUGCAAAUCAAGAUCUGAAGCUCAUUUGACUCACUUUUAACAAUAUUAGUUGUGUUCAUAAGAAAUUAGGAGAGUUUCAAGUAGCAAUGAAAUUGCUGAAGAAAGCUUUGGCACAUGCCGAAGACCUUAAAGCACACGAAUACUUAUCACUUACUUACAUAAAUUUGAGUGCGAUAUACUCUGAACUCAAAAACCACCAAAAAUCCCUUGAAUAUGCUAACAAUGCAAUCCAGAUUCUUUCCAAAGAGAUCAAUGAUAUCACUGAGACCCUAUUAACCAAGAUCAAAUUAGAAGAGUCUGAGAACUACAGCCCAGUGAAGCCUAUCAAUGAGGAGCAAUCAGAAGAAGAAAAAGCCUUGGUCUCUUCCAAGAAGGAGAAGUCUUCCCUCUUAGCCAUUGCCUUCUACAACGCUGGCUCCCAGCUGGAGUUCCUGAAGAAUUAUAGGGAAUGAAUUGACUGCUUCCAGAAAGCAAUCCAGAUUCUUGAGAAAAAUUUUGCACCAAAUUACCCCCUAACGCUUGAGUUCAAACGUAAUUUGUUGAAGACCAUCAACAAGUAUAAGAAGCAUAUAGACUGGAAGGGAACCAGGAAGACCUUUAGCAAUCUCUGUGCAGGGUAUAAGAACAAGAGAUUCUCUAUGUCCCAGAACAGGCCUAUUAGUGCAGCCAAUUCCAAACUCAGGCAGCCCAAGUUGCAGAGUAAACCAGGUAGUUUUAAGAGGAAAAGAAGGCCUAUCACAGCUAAGGCUAGAGUUCAGGACAAUAAGCCUAAACUUCAUGAUUCUUUAGCAAAUCCGUUUGGAUCUCCUGAAAAUGAAGAGACUUUAUUCAUGCUUGAGGAGCAACCUCAUGAUGAAAGUGGGGUUGUCGAUAGCUCCAAGGCACAGGAAUCCAAAGUCUUCGAGAUACCAGAAGCUCAGAGAAAGAUAAAGAAGGAUAAGCCCAUUUCCCCCAUAUUUGGCCAUUCAAACCGAUUUAAGCGUCCUCAGAGUGCCAAAAAUGCGUUUAAAACUUUAAACACAUUACGGAAUAAAUAAAGGAGAUAGUCAUGAUUAUGCAACUAUCGAGCUAAAGAAAAUAUUCGAAAACUCCAAAGGCCUCAAUAUUCUUGCUAAUUCUGAAUCAGAAUCGAAAUUUUCGAAACCUCCUAUAGGAAGUCGCGGAAAGAACAAGCUGAAAAAGAGGCCAGUCUUGAAGAAGUACGACAACUAUGAAUCAAUAAUGGAGCUGCAUAAGUCAGAAUUUGAACCAACUACUACACUGACUUCGCUGCCAUCGAACAAAAUCUUUGAUUUCACCUCUAGGAUGUCCUCCAAAAUGGGAAAGAGGCGGCUCAGAUUUGUAGGGGACCGGAAGAAAAUCAGGGCUAUUUCACAGCACAAAAGGGUAGGGUGAAGUCCAUAUACUUCAAGCCAUUCUUCCAAAAUCCAGGCUAAGAAGAGGAAACUUAAAGCAAAAAUUGAUAUCGCUAAGUUUAAAGGUAAGAGGAAGUCCUCAAAACAUUCGGAUUUUAUGAAAAAUGCUGAGACUCUCAAGGAUAUCAAACACCAAAUCAUGGAUGAUAAUCACUACACAAUUUAUUAGAAUCUCAAUCCAGGCAAAA